This is a messenger RNA of Canis lupus familiaris (dog), 5793 nucleotides long. RefSeq names its product ring finger protein 111 (gene RNF111). Gene Ontology annotation, biological process: positive regulation of transforming growth factor beta receptor signaling pathway; ubiquitin-dependent protein catabolic process; positive regulation of DNA-templated transcription. Gene Ontology annotation, cellular component: cytoplasm; nucleus. The record is from RefSeq and is a predicted model, not a curated record. Gene Ontology annotation, molecular function: SMAD binding; SUMO polymer binding; ubiquitin protein ligase activity. The transcript has 14 exons. NCBI's taxonomy places the organism in Eukaryota, Metazoa, Chordata, Mammalia, Carnivora, Canidae. Bases 369 to 3377 code for a protein of 1002 amino acids.
GCGGCGGCAGCGGCGGCGGCGGCAGGAGAGCAGCGGCGGCGGCGGCGGCGGCGAGGUGUGGGGUCUGCGCCGCACAGAACCGCCCGCGGCUUCGGGGAAGGCGUUCUUGCGGGGGUCAAAUCGGGCAUCCCGAACCGAAGCCGGGUGAACUGGGCCGAACCAGGCGCUGCCGCUCGUACGGUUUGGCGGCGGUGACAGACGCAGCUCUUGAGUGUAGGGGCCUGUUAGGCCGAGACCUCAGCCGCGGAUCACCGGUUCUCGACGCAGCCUCUUCCCCUCUUCCGCCUCCUGUGUCCCUCCCUGGGCAGGGAUUUCCCGGACUCUGGGAAGAGGGUGGCUAAUGAUUAAGGCCUUCCUUAAAGUUUCCCAUGUCUCAAUGGACUCCUGAAUAUAACAAGCUCUAUACCUUAAAAGUGGAUAUGAAGAGUGAGAUUCCUUCUGAUGCGCAAAAGACACAGGAGAGUCUGAAAGGGAUCCUCUUGCAUCCAGAGCCCAUUGGGGCAGCCAAAAGUUUUCCUGCGGGAGUUGAGAUGAUUAACAGUAAAGUGGGAAAUGAAUUCUCUCAUUUGUGUGAUGAUUCUCAAAAACAAGAGAAGGACAUGAAUGGUAACCAACAAGAGCAAGAAAAAAGUGUUGUUGUGAGGAAAAAACGCAAAAGCCAGCAGGCUGGCCCUUCUUACAUGCAAAAUUGUGUUAAAGAGAACCAGGGAAUAUUAGGAUUGAGGCAACAUCUAGAAACACCAAGCGAUGAAGAUAAUGAUUCCUCUUUUAGUGACUGUCUUUCUUCUCCUUCAUCUAGUCUGCAUUUUGGAGAUUCUGAUACUGUGACUUCGGAUGAGGAUAAAGAAGUCUCUGUAAGACAUUCCCAGGCAAUUUUGAGCGCUAAAGGUAGAACUCAUAGUGCACGGUCCCAGAAGUGGCCUCGGACAGAGACAGAAUCUGUUUCAGGAUUGUUAAUGAAAAGACCCUGUUUUCAUAGCAGUUCAUUAAGGAGACUUCCAUGCAGAAAGAGAUUUGUAAAAAAUAAUUCCUCACAGAGGACACAGAAACAAAAAGAGAGAAUAUUGAUGCAGAGAAAAAAAAGAGAAGUGUUAGCCCGAAGAAAAUAUGCAUUGCUCCCCAGUUCUAGUAGUUCCAGUGAGAAUGACCUCAGCAGCGAAUCCUCUUCCAGCUCAUCAACUGAAGGUGAAGAAGAUUUGUUUGUUUCUACCAGUGAAAACCACCAAAACAAUCCAACUGUUCCCUCAGGAAGUAUUGAUGAAGAUGUUGUGGUGAUAGAAGCUUCCUCCACUCCCCAAGUCACUGCCAAUGAAGAAAUUAAUGUUACCUCAACUGACAGUGAGGUGGAGAUUGUAACAGUCGGAGAAAGCUAUCGGUCUCGUUCAACUCUUGGACACUCCAGAUCUCAUUGGAGCCAAGGUUCAAAUUCUCAUACAAGUCGGCCACAGGAGCCACGGAACCGCAGUAGGAUUUCUACUGUUAUACAACCCUUGAGGCAAAAUGCAGCAGAAGUUGUGGACCUUACUGUUGAUGAAGAUGAACCUACUGUAGUACCAACCACUUCUGCGAGAAUGGAAUCACAAACCACAAGCACUUCCAUUAACAACUCAAAUCCAUCUACCUCUGAGCAGGCCUCUGAUACUGCUUCAGCUGUCACUGGUAGCCAACCCUCCACAGUGUCAGAGACUUCAGCUACUCUUACAAGCAAUAGUAUGACUGGUACUUCUCUAGGAGAUGACUCAAGGAGAACUGCCUCUAAUGCUGUAACAGAAACUGGCCCUCCUGCAAUGCCAAGAUUACCUUCCUGCUGUCCCCAGCACUCACCAUGUGGAGGGUCAUCACAGAAUCACCAUGCAUUAGGACAUCCACAUGCAGGUUGCUUUCAGCAGCAUGGCCACCAUUUUCAGCAUCAUCACCACCACCAUCAUACCCCCCACCCGGCUGUCCCAGUUUCUCCCUCCUUUAGUGAUCCUGCUUGCCCUGUGGAAAGACCUCCACAAGUACAAGCACCUUGUGGAGCCAACAGCAGUUCUGCUACCAGCUAUCAUGACCAGCAGGCAUUGCCAGUAGACCUGAGCAACAAUGGUAUCAGAAGUCAUGGAAGUGGUGGUUUUCAUGGAGCAUCUGCAUUUGACCCCUGCUGCCCUGUUUCUUCUUCCCGAGCUGCAAUCUUUGGCCAUCAGGCUGCUGCUGCUGCCCCGAGUCAGCCAUUAUCAAUAGAUGGUUAUGGAUCCAGCAUGGUUGCGCAGCCCCAGCCUCAGCCCCCUCCACAAGCCUCACUGUCAUCAUGUCGACAUUAUAUGCCACCUCCUUAUGCUUCUUUGACAAGACCGCUUCAUCAUCAAGCCUCUGCCUGUCCCCACUCUCAUGGAAACCCUCCUCCUCAGACUCAGCCUCCACCUCAAGUGGAUUAUGUUAUUCCUCAUCCUGUACAUGCUUUCCAUUCUCAGAUAUCUUCUCAUGCAACAUCUCACCCCGUGGCACCGCCACCCCCAACUCAUUUAGCCAGUACAGCCGCACCGAUCCCUCAGCAUCUUCCUCCCACACACCAGCCAAUUUCACACCAUAUUCCAGCCACGGCACCCCCAGCACAGAGACUGCAUCCUCAUGAAGUGAUGCAGAGGAUGGAAGUUCAAAGGAGGAGGAUGAUGCAGCAUCCAACUGGUCUUUUUGUGUUCUGUGUUUCCAGGCGGGCACAUGAACGGCCCCCACCCCAUCCACAUAGGAUGCACCCAAAUUAUGGUCAUGGGCAUCAUAUUCAUGUGCCUCAGACUAUGUCCUCACAUCCUCGACAGGCUCCAGAGAGAUCUGCCUGGGAACUGGGAAUUGAAGCUGGAGUGACUGCAGCUACUUAUACACCUGGAGCACUGCAUCCUCACUUGGCCCAUUACCAUGCACCACCACGACUUCAUCACUUACAAUUAGGAGCUCUUCCUUUAAUGGUUCCUGACAUGGCAGGCUAUCCUCAUAUUCGUUACAUUUCAUCAGGAUUGGAUGGAACAUCAUUCAGAGGUCCUUUCAGGGGCAAUUUUGAGGAACUGAUUCAUUUGGAAGAAAGAUUAGGAAAUGUGAAUCGUGGCGCAUCCCAGGGGACAAUUGAAAGAUGUACAUAUCCACAUAAAUACAAAAAGGUAACAACUGAUUGGUUCUCACAGAGGAAACUGCACUGCAAACAAGAUGGGGAAGAAGGGACUGAGGAAGACACAGAGGAAAAAUGUACUAUCUGUUUGUCUAUUUUAGAGGAAGGUGAAGAUGUGAGACGCCUUCCCUGUAUGCACCUGUUCCACCAAGUGUGUGUUGACCAGUGGUUGAUUACCAAUAAGAAGUGCCCCAUAUGCAGAGUGGACAUUGAGGCCCAGCUGCCAAGUGAAAGUUGACAACAUGUUUCAGAACUUUUGCCCUCCCUCUCAUUCCCAUCCUCCUGGUACUGCAGUCAACCAAAGAUGGCGUGACUUACCUGCGCAGAUUUGGAAGCCUUGAACUUAAAGUGCGGCUCUGCUAUAUGGUACAACUAAUGCUAGACCUACAGUUUAUGUAUACAGUUGAGUUUGAUGUAUUUAUAAAAGCUUUUUUUUUUUCUAGAUUUGACAUUUUUCCUGUAUCAUUUUACUGUAUUUUUGCAUGGUUCCUUGUAUUGCAUUUCUUUGCACAUAUUAUGGGCUUGUGACCCUAAACUUGCAGGCAAGAUUAGCUGCUUUAGUAAGUAGAAUUUUGUGGUCUUUUUGUUUUUUACAUAGUACCAGGUCUUGAGAAUUAUGAAUUUUUUUAUCCAUUACUAACCUUUAAUUUAAUCAAUCAUGUACUUUAGUUUAAUGUAUAAAGAUCCUCUAGAAAAUGAUAAUAUUGUGUAUUAAGACAUUCCUUAAUUAGGACAAAAUGGCUGCUGUAUAUUUACAAUAUGGAGUUCUGAGUUAAAUACCAUCCUUAAUACUGGGAACAGAAUACAAACCAUAUUCAAUCAGAUGCAGGUGGUAUUCACAUCACCAGAGUGAUCAAUAGAAAUUUUCUUGGUGUAUCCUUUUCCUUUCAGCACAAUGCAGAUAGAGUUGAAUAUUGAUAUCAUACAUUUAGACUGCUGUUCUGAUUGUAUUUAUCUUUUUCCUACAUCGUUUAGAACUUUAUUUCCCUGAGUCAGUUUUUGCUGCUGUGAAACAGCUCUGAUGAACACUAAAUAUUAAUUUCAAUUAGCUGGAUUGUACAUACUUGCAGAUUUAACAAAAUUUUAGGGAAAUUAAAGAAGACAUGUAGAAUUUUGUUCAGUCUUCUGCUAAGCACGUAUAGUAAGGAUAUCUGCUUAAUAUUGAUUUUGUAAUUAACACAUUCAGUCAGGAUUUAGAAUUGCAGUCAUUGGCAGGUAUCUCUGCAUUCAUAGAACUUCUAAAGGUCCCAGGAUCACUUUUAAGGGAUUUUAUUAGUUUAAAGAUAAAUAAAGUCAGCUGAAUCUACAUGUCUCUUGUUUUAUUUCUCUUUAAACUUGAAAACAGUAAAUCUGCAGAUACUGUGAGGCACAAAUUAUACUGUCAACCUACUGUUGCUCUGGUUUUAGACUCCCACUUCAUACAUUACCAAGAGUCGAUCACUGAUUUAAAAUUUUUAAUUUCUAUAGUUAAGAUUUACUGCAUAAUAUAGAAUAUAAAGUUAAGUUAACAUACUAACAUUUCUCCUUUGGAGAAAGUUUUAAUCCACUUCAGGAUGCAUAUUAUCAAGAUACUUUCAUAUACAGGAUAGCCUAAUUUUAUUUGUCUAAAUAUGCUUAAUAUGCCCCAGAUUGCAAAUGCAUCAGUCAGUAACGUCACUGUCUGUAUGUGGAAGACAUGUUCCCAUGGAUCAUAUGUGAAGAUGUCAAUAAGCUUGCAUUAAGCCACCUGCUUUGUAAGUGGAUUGAUUAAUAAAUAACUUAUAUUUCUAUUGUCUUUGUGUUUCAUAAUUAGUUUUAUAUAAAACAGUAUAUCAAACAUUUUGGAACGCAAAAAUAGUGAUCUCACUCAAGUUGACAUUGCAUAAUUUUCAUAUUCAUUCAGUUAUAGCUACUUUUUUUGUAUUAGUAUAACACUGUAGUAAUUGUCAAUAUCAACAUGCUUCAACAUAGUUAUGUGUGGAGAUGGAGGAUGGACUACAGUUAUGAAAUUUGGAUAUAAAAUAACAUUUUUUAAAAAGAAUGCUUGAUGAUUAGGCUGCAGUUGUAGAAGGGCAUAGGAGGGAGACAAAGAAUGACCAUGGCCCAUGCCUGCCAUCUUACUAGGAAAAAGAGCAAGUAGCUUGUGUUUAAGUAACCUGUGAUGGGUAUAGGACUUUGCACUGGAAAAGCCAGGGCUGUGCCUAGGGUGGAAGUAUAGAUGGGGAGAAUUCUAUACAAUGGAGUCCUUUUGAUGUUCCCCAAAACACAAGAACAGAUUUCUCUAUUUUUUAAUAUUACAUCAGAUUUAGAUGCACGACUACCUGUUGACCUGUUUCAUAAUUGCUACUGAUUUUUUUUAUGUAGAUAAAGCAUUAUUACUUUAAAAUUUAUUUAAUACAAGUAUUUGUGGCAUAAACCUGGAUUGUUAAUGCAGGAGCUUAGUAAGCUACUGCAAUUAGAUACAGAAAAUGUGAUUAGUAAUGAACCAAGUACAGAAGAAAAUAAUAUAACUUUUGUGCUUUGUUUUGGUGUCUUCCAUAUCCUGCUGCAUCUUAUGUCAAAAUGAAAAUUCAGUGAUAGCUGUCCAAAUACUUUAGAACUAAAAUUCUUUUGUCAGAAAAUCCUUAUUUUUAUUGUUGUCAAUAUGCAAGUGAUAAACUGAUAUUUGAAACAUU